Nerophis ophidion (straightnose pipefish) is the source of this 1467-nucleotide messenger RNA. RefSeq lists its product as uncharacterized. Gene Ontology annotation, cellular component: precatalytic spliceosome. The record is from RefSeq and is a predicted model, not a curated record. Gene Ontology annotation, molecular function: single-stranded RNA binding; double-stranded RNA binding. Bases 5 to 1255 code for a protein of 416 amino acids. Lineage: Eukaryota; Metazoa; Chordata; Actinopteri; Syngnathiformes; Syngnathidae. The transcript is spliced from 12 exons.
GCAAAUGCGAGGGUUUCACACCCAGCGAUCUGGACCUCUACCACAUAUUGAGUUGACCUUAUCAGCUGCCGGAGGUUUUGGGAUAUAUCGACGCGUACUUACUCAUCUAAGCAGUAAAAAGGACAAGAAAAUGGAUUCUUUUUCGAGUCGUCAAGCCAUGAACAUCAGACGAAACAAAGGACAGUUUUGGAAGAGCAAGGGCAAGGCAAAGCAGCAACUGCAGCCCACUGCUGACAUAGUAUAUGCCAAGGGGGCCAUUAUGCAGACCGUGCCCUCUAUCGGCAAAGUCUUAAACGAGAUAACGGAGCCCAUGCUUGGUCUCCAGUAUGUGUGGGAAUACCGCAGCCCCAGUAAAACUGUCCCACCACAUUACCAGUGCAAACUUUGCUUGGUGUCCCGCUUGCUGCAAGAUAUGGUUGCUCACGUCAAAAGUUGGAGGCACAACUUACGGUACCUGCAAAAGGUGCACCCUAAUAUGGUCGUGAGUGGGGAGGAGGAGUCCAUGAAAGAUCCUGGCUUGAGGAAGAGGAUUAAAGAGAUUACAUUGGAAGUGGAAAGGAUGGAGGGAAGGGGACAACUCAAGGUGGUCAUGAAGGAGCCUUCCACUGUGUCCGCAUUCCAGGGUCUCCCUACUACUGUUCCAAAGCCAAUACCCCCACUUGGACCCGAAAUGGGGACAAAGGAACCCCUCUUUAAUCCGAUGUUCAAUGACGAGCGGUGUCCUCCAGACCUUGGUCCUUAUGAAGAAUAUACUGAUGACUUUGAACAGUUAGAGUUUGAAAGCUUUUCACCUGAUCGCGGGUGCCCAGGCCCUGGUAUGAGACCGAGACAAUAUACAGAUGGACCGGGGGGUGAUUUUAGGCUGAACAAUGGACAAGAUCGUUUUAACCCUGGCAAAAUGUUUGACAAGUACCAAGGCUCCUCCAUGGCAGGCAGCUUAAUGGACUUACAUGUGGAGAAGCCCUUUGACAGAGCACUCCCCAUGGAACCAAAAAGAGGCCAUGAUUCUAAUCCACUGCUUGAUUACCUGGAGACCUUCCAGAUAAAGAAUGAGAAUGAUGCACAAAUGGUGCUGAAGGUGACACAAAAACUAACAGAUAUGCUGAUGGACUUUAGACUGAGGAGCAUAUCAUCAACAGGUCCUAGCAUGAGCAGCUUGUCAAUGAACUCCGGCUUCUCAUCCAUGUCCUCCAGCCUACCAAGAAGCGAUACCCGACAUUCCCGCCCCCUAUUUCGAGAUCGUCCUCGUUACUGAUGGUCCUCCAGAUUCUAGACGUUUUUCUGACCUCAUUCUUCACUUGGUGUCCAUCAGCAGUGAAUGUCUUAUACACUUUCUGCCUUUUUAUUUUUAACUUUUAGGUUUGUACAAAACAUCAGAAUCUUUCACUUAGUUACCAGACACAUCAUCUGAUGAAGCAACAUGUAUCUACUGAGUUGUUUCUUUUGAAAUAAACAAAUUUCAUCCAA